Penicillium pulvis is the source of this 723-nucleotide messenger RNA. RefSeq names its product putative RAS small monomeric GTPase. Gene Ontology annotation, molecular function: GTP binding; GTPase activity; GDP binding. The record is from RefSeq and is a predicted model, not a curated record. Bases 1 to 723 code for a protein of 240 amino acids. Gene Ontology annotation, biological process: signal transduction. Gene Ontology annotation, cellular component: plasma membrane. NCBI's taxonomy places the organism in Eukaryota, Fungi, Ascomycota, Eurotiomycetes, Eurotiales, Aspergillaceae. The transcript has 3 exons.
AUGGCAGACAAGAUCUCAGUCACCAUCUGCGGCGACGGAGGAUGUGAGGACUCAUACUCAGUCACCCGCACCGUCGACGGCCUCCCGUACUUCUUAUCCAUUACCGAUACUGCCGGUCAGGAAGAAUACCGCGGACUAUGGACCGCCAACACCCUCAAAUCCGAUGCCUUUCUACUGGUCUACGACAUUACAAACCCCGCCAGCCUUGAAACAUUGAAUUAUUUCAUGGAAUUGAUUGAUAUGGAGGCGGAACAGCGCGUGGAGGAUAAUCAACGAUUGCGCAAAGAACAGGGUCCUAGUGCCGGACCGGGGGUGGGCACGCCGCCGCCCGUCAAGAUCGUGGCUGGGAACAAAUGCGAUCUGAAAGACGGGCGCACCAUCACCUCUCGAGAGGGGCUGGAGUAUGCGCGUCGACAUGGUUGUGGAUUUAUGGAAACGAGUGCGCGGGAAAUGGUCAACAUAGAAGAGACGUUUGCUCAUUUGGUCCGUCGGGUCGUUGAAGCCCGCCGGGUCCAUUCGCAGGGCCCAGGUCGGCCCCCAUCUCGAACUGGUCAGUCCGUUCAGACAACGGCAUUGCCCCAGACCACCACGGAUGUUACCAAGCGCAAGGCACGGUCGCGGCGAUUCGGAAUUGGUAAAGGCCGAGAAUCGCCCGAGACGGACUCUAAGGUUGACGAGGCGCAGGGAUGUUUGAUCCGGCGACUAUGCUGUGCCUGUUUUUGA